CUGUUAAAACUACAUCUCCACCAAAAGCCACCACAGAAGAAGUCAGUGAAACCACCUUGGUUUCUACUGUGACAAAGGUGACGACUGGACCCUCAUUCACAACUGAAGAGGUGAAAACUACCACUAUUACUACUCCUGCUGGAGAACGGCUGACCACCACUACAUCCUUACCGCUUGUGUCAACCACGCCAGGAUACUGCCUUGAGCCAAUGGACGAAGAAGAAGGACUGGAAGCAAGCCGCACCGCUGACGGCAACUCCAGUUUUGAUGUCUUGACUGGUUUGUGGACUGUAGCAACACCUGUUACGGACAAUAGAAAGACGACACCAAAACUUCUUUCUGAAUAUACCAGACCGUCAGUCGUCAAGGGAAUCAGUUUGAAAUAUGUGACAGACAUCGCCGAAGGCUUGCCAAAGGAACCUCUUGAAGUCAGUUUUAUCCUUUCCUCAAGGGGUCCAGGAGAUGAAAAGUUCACUGAAGUUGCUGAUCCAAAGACAAAAGAAGCAGUUAAGAAUGUGACACUUCAGUUGGAUGUUCCAGUGAUGUUCCUGCUCCCUGAAACUGCUCCUUUACAAGAUGUGACAAGCAUUCGUGUUGAACUAGUAGGGGUUUCCAGUACCAAUAAAACAACACUAGAUGUGGACAUUCUUGGCUGUUCAAAGGAAGUUUCAACAACUUUGAGAGGGCCAGUCAGGGACCAGAUUAAGACAACCUUACCCACCAAGGUCAAAGUAACUACAGUAAAUGUUGUGACUUCACCUGUUGGGAUAACCACUGAGGAAACAACAACUGUUAAAACUACAUCUCCACCAAAAGCCACCACAGAAGAAGUCAGUGAAACCACCUUGGUUUCUACUGUGACAAAGGUGACGACUGGACCCUCAUUCACAACUGAAGAGGUGAAAACUACCACUAUUACUACUCCUGCUGGAGAACGGCUGACCACCACUACAUCCUUACCGCUUGUGUCAACCACGCCAGGAUACUGCCUUGAGCCAAUGGACGAAGAAGAAGGACUGGAAGCAAGCCGCACCGCUGACGGCAACUCCAGUUUUGAUGUCUUGACUGGUUUGUGGACUGUAGCAACACCUGUUACGGACAAUAGAAAGACGACACCAAAACUGCUUUCUGAAUAUACCAGACCGUCAGUCGUCAAGGGAAUCAGUUUGAAAUAUGUGACAGACAUCGCCGAAGGCUUGCCAAAGGAACCUCUUGAAGUCAGUUUUAUCCUUUCCUCAAGGGGUCCAGGAGAUGAAAAGUUCACUGAAGUUGCUGAUCCAAAGACAAAAGAAGCAGUUAAGAAUGUGACACUUCAGUUGGAUGUUCCAGUGAUGUUCCUGCUCCCUGAAACUGCUCCUUUACAAGAUGUGACAAGCAUUCGUGUUGAACUAGUAGGGGUUUCCAGUACCAAUAAAACAACAUUAGAUGUGGACAUUCUUGGCUGUUCAAAGGAAGUUUCAACAACUUUGAGAGGGCCAGUCAGGGACCAGAUGAAGACAACCUUACCCACCAAGGUCAAAGUAACUACAGUAAAUGUUGUGACUUCACCUGUUGGGAUAACCACUGAGGAAACAACAACUGUUAAAACUACAUCUCCACCAAAAGCCACCACAGAAGAAGUCAGUGAAACCACCUUGGUUUCUACUGUGACAAAGGUGACGACUGGACCCUCAUUCACAACUGAAGAGGUGAAAACUACCACUAUUACUACUCCUGCUGGAGAACGGCUGACCACCACUACAUCCUUACCGCUUGUGUCAACCACGCCAGGAUACUGCCUUGAGCCAAUGGACGAAGAAGAAGGACUGGAAGCAAGCCGCACCGCUGACGGCAACUCCAGUUUUGAUGUCUUGACUGGUUUGUGGACUGUAGCAACACCUGUUACGGACAAUAGAAAGACGACACCAAAACUUCUUUCUGAAUAUACCAGACCGUCAGUCGUCAAGGGAAUCAGUUUGAAAUAUGUGACAGACAUCGCCGAAGGCUUGCCAAAGGAACCUCUUGAAGUCAGUUUUAUCCUUUCCUCAAGGGGUCCAGGAGAUGAAAAGUUCACUGAAGUUGCUGAUCCAAAGACAAAAGAAGCAGUUAAGAAUGUGACACUUCAGUUGGAUGUUCCAGUGAUGUUCCUGCUCCCUGAAACUGCUCCUUUACAAGAUGUGACAAGCAUUCGUGUUGAACUAGUAGGGGUUUCCAGUACCAAUAAAACAACAUUAGAUGUGGACAUUCUUGGCUGUUCAAAGGAAGUUUCAACAACAUCGAGAGGGCCAGUCAGGGACCAGAUGAAGACAACCUUACCCAGCAAGGUCAAAGUAACUACAGUAAAUGUUGUGACUUCACCUGUUGGGAUAACCACUGAGGAAACAACAACUGUUAAAACUACAUCUCCACCAAAAGCCACCACAGAAGAAGUCAGUGAAACCACCUUGGUUUCUACUGUGACAAAGGUGACGACUGGACCCUCAUUCACAACUGAAGAGGUGAAAACUACCACUAUUACUACUCCUGCUGGAGAACGGCUGACCACCACUACAUCCUUACCGCUUGUGUCAACCACGCCAGGAUACUGCCUUGAGCCAAUGGACGAAGAAGAAGGACUGGAAGCAAGCCGCACCGCUGACGGCAACUCCAGUUUUGAUGUCUUGACUGGUUUGUGGACUGUAGCAACACCUGUUACGGACAAUAGAAAGACGACACCAAAACUGCUUUCUGAAUAUACCAGACCGUCAGUCGUCAAGGGAAUCAGUUUGAAAUAUGUGACAGACAUCGCCGAAGGCUUGCCAAAGGAACCUCUUGAAGUCAGUUUUAUCCUUUCCUCAAGGGGUCCAGGAGAUGAAAAGUUCACUGAAGUUGCUGAUCCAAAGACAAAAGAAGCAGUUAAGAAUGUGACACUUCAGUUGGAUGUUCCAGUGAUGUUCCUGCUCCCUGAAACUGCUCCUUUACAAGAUGUGACAAGCAUUCGUGUUGAACUAGUAGGGGUUUCCAGUACCAAUAAAACAACAUUAGAUGUGGACAUUCUUGGCUGUUCAAAGGAAGUUUCAACAACAACCAGAGGGCCUGUCAGGGACCAGAUGAAGACAACCUUACCCAGCAAGGUCAAAGUAACUACAGUAAAUGUUGUGACUUCACCUGUUGGGAUAACCACUGAGGAAACAACAACUGUUAAAACUACAUCUCCACCAAAAGCCACCACAGAAGAACUGCCUCGUCUUGGUUGGGCUCUUUGGUCAGAGUGGUCUUCUUGUACCUUUACUUGUGGAAACGGACAGAUGCUAAGAUCUCGUUUAUGCCAGAAUCAAUUAAAUCAAGAGGAAUGUGAAGGAGGAGUGGAGAAAGGGACUGAGAUUAAACCAUGUAACACAGACCCUUGUCCUGUGAAUGGAAAUUGGACUAGCUGGACCUUAUGGUCAGAGUGUGAUAGAUCAUGUGGUGGAGGAACUCAGUAUAGAUCAAGACGUUGUUCUAAUCCACUUCCUAAGAAUGGUGGAUUACCCUGUGGAGAUACUAAGGAACAACUUGAGACGUUGAUGUGUAACACACAACCUUGUAACGAACCAUGUGGUAGGGGUAGCAUCUUUGAUGACUGCAAUCUUUUUAAGAAACCACAAUCCAUGCCAAGAAGCUGCCUGGAGUUAAGUAGUCAGAUGUCAAAUAUGAAUUCAACUGAGUGUACUCCAAGUUGUCGUUGUGAAGAAGGCAGAGUGUUCAAUAAUGACUUGGAAUGUAUCCAGCCAAGUGAAUGUUCCUGUUUUAUGGACGGUCAGCUUUACCUACCUGGAGAGACUGUCAUCAAGAAGAAGGAAUGUCAAAUCUGUGAGUGUCAACAUGGACGAAUGGAAUGCAAAGACACACCCUGUGAUGGCGACUGGAGUGGAUGGACUGUAUGGAGUCAGUGUGACAAGACCUGUGGCUGGGGUACCAGACUAAGGUUUAGAUCCUGUACUAACCCCGCUCCCCGUAAUGGCGGGAGGGACUGCCCUGAUGACGGGAGCAUGGAGAGUAGAAGCUGCAGUGAGAUGGCAUGUAAAGUUGAUGGACAACCAGGUCCCUGGGGACGUUGGAGUUCUUGUACUGCAACGUGUGGUGCAGGAACACAGCACAGGAAACGUGAUUGUAACAAUCCCAUGCCACAGAAUGGUGGUGAAGAUUGUGCAAGAGAACCGAUGCAGGAGACAAGACCAUGUGCUCUGGACAAAUGUCUUAAUGGUUGUGGUCCAGGAAUGGAGUUGAUUCCAUGUGGAAGUACGUGUCAACCCCUUCACUGUCAGCAACUUUCAAUCCAAGCGGAUUGUAUCGAUGAAGAGUGUCAUUCACUCUGUAGAUGUAAAGAUGGCCGCUUCUUACAAAAUGGCCGAUGUGUUAAACCACAAGAGUGUCAGUGUAUGGUUGAUAUGGGAGGAGAGGUUUUGCAGGAGUUGAUGCUGAUGGAAUCGGUGACAAUCAAUUGCAAGGAAUGCUUGUGCAUGAAUGGUGUCUUGAACUGUGUUGAGAAGCAUAACUGCGCAGUGAAUGGUAACUUCAGUGAUUGGUCACCAUGGGAACCGUGCGAUCACACCUGUGGGGUUGGAUUUCAUACAAGACGCCGUUCAUGCUCAAACCCUCCACCUAGAAAUGGAGGGAAGCGUUGUCUUGGAGCUGAUCAACAAAGAUUGCCUUGUUCGGAUCUAAAGCCCUGUCCAGGAGCUCUAUCAUCAAUAGCGCCCUCAUGUGUUGCUUUUGGAAAUUGUAGCAAAGAUUGCACAUGGAAUCUAUGGAGUGACUGGUCAUCAUGUACACGUAGCUGUGGGUUGGGUCUAGAGAGACGGACACGGUCAUACAACCCAGCUGAACAUGGUGGCAGAGACUGUCAUAAUAAGAAUGAUACAAGAGAAACUAGACCAUGUAGUAUUAAAGCUUGUCCAGUAAAUGGAGGCUUUUCAGUUUGGAGUCCUUGGACAGCCUGCAGUAAAUCAUGUGAGGGUGGACAGACUAUACGAACAAGGAAUUGUAACACACCAACUCCAAAGAACAAUGGUGCAAUGUGCAGUGGAUUCUCAAAGGAAACAAAGACUUGUAAUACUCAACCAUGUGGAUCAACAUGUCCAGCUGGAAAGGUCUACAGUAUAAUAAACGGUAAUCCCUGUCCAUCCCACUGUGCUCAACUUCAACGAGGAACAGUCUGUAGUGAUCUGGAGCAACGUCAACCAGGAUGUAGAUGUAGAAAUGGCCAUCUUGAAGAUGAAGAUGGGAAAUGUAUACCAAGAGAAAGAUGUGAAUGUGUGGAUGAAGAGGGCAAGAUAUGGCCUGCAAACUCACAAUACGAUAUCAAAUGCAAUACAUGUGUUUGCAGAGGUGGACAGAUCACCUGUACUGAGAGAGACUGCCCAGUAGACUGUGGAUUUAGUGCUUGGUCAAUAUGGAGUAGCUGUCAACAGACGUGUGGAGAGGCUGCUGUCAAAACAAGAUUCAGAUCUUCAAAUAAUCCCCCAGCAUCUGAAGGUGGAGAAGCUUGUCACGGAGUAACCAGGGAAGAUACUCCUUGUGGUCUUAAACCAUGUCCGCUAUUCUGUUCAUCAGACGGUAAGAUGUACGCUGAAGGAGAAGUUAUGUCUGAUGAUGGUUGCAAUACAUGUACUUGUCAGCUAGGCCAUCCAUCCUGUACAAACCAUACAUGCAUUGCUGACCCUAACCCACAGUGGUCUCCGUGGUCCUCUUGUGAUGUCACUUGUGGAAAUGAAGGACGUAUGGUUCGAUCAAGAGCUUGUACCUCUAAGGAUGCCAAGAAUGACCCAAGCUGUGUGGACGGAGUCAAGAUGGACACCAAGAAAUGUGGAUUACUACCUUGUCCAGAGGAUGGUAAUUGGUGUGCUUGGAGCCCAUGGUCAACUUGCACAACAUCUUGUGGUGUUGGAGAGACAACAAGAAGUAGAGAAUGUAUGUGUAAUGAAGCAAUGAAUGGUGGCAAAGAUUGCCAAGGCAAAGGGGAAGAGACAAAGGGAUGCUUCACUAAGGCAUGUCCAGUUAAUUGUGCUUGGGAUAAAUGGAGUUCAUGGUCAGAAUGUUCUAAGACUUGUGGUACGGCUGAGCAGAUCUCAAUACGGAAGAGAACAAGAGCUGAGAAUGGAGGCAAGGAAUGUGUAGGAGCAGGAAUGAGGACCAAGAUGUGUAACUUACCUCCUUGCUCAGGAUCAUGUCCAGCUCCAUUUGUAAAUCGAGGGUGUGCUACUACAUGCCCAAGGAGCUGUGUAGAUUUGAGCAAGAAUUCAGAAUGUCUUAUACCUAAGAGAUGUGAAGGAGGAUGCACCUGCCCAGGGGAUUCUUUGUUACAAGGAUCUGAUUGUGUCAAACCAUCUGAAUGUCGAUGUACCAUUACAAAGUCAGAUCUUAAAGGGAUUCCAGCGUCAUCUUAUGGGUCAUUUAUAAAACCAAUCAGUAUUUCUGGUCUUUUUGAGAUGAGUGCUGGAAAUGUUAUAGAAUCAGAUUGUAGUAAAUGUGAGUGUAUUGUUGGACGAUUGGAGUGUACCAACAAACGCUGUAAAGAAUCAGGAGGCUGGAGUGAAUGGUCACAAUGGGUGGGAUGUUCAGAGACUUGUAGUGAUGAACCCGUAUCCAAGCAACGAUUCCGAUCAUGCAGUAAUCCUAAACCUAAUACUGCUAUGUUUACUGGUAGCAGUGGUUGCCAUGGUGAAGCUGUAGAGGAAAGGAUAUGUGAGGAUGUGAACCCAUGCCCAGUUGACUGUGAGUAUGGACCAUGGCUGGAAUGGAGCGGUUGUAAUGCACCAUGUAGUGGUGGAAGUCGACUGCGUAAACGUGAUAUAAUAACUCCAGCUCAAUAUGGUGGACGGCAAUGUGAAGAAAAGUCUUUGCAAUCACAACCAUGUAAUGUGGAGCCGUGUCCAGGUUUAUCCUGUGCAGAGAUGGGUAUGAUACAAGAUGAGUUUGCCACAAGAUGUCCUCUAACCUGUCAAGAUGUCUCUCUUCAAUGUAUCCAACCAUCUUGUCAGACAGGAUGUCGUUGCCGAGAUGGGGAGUAUCUUCAAGAUGGUCACUGCAUCCCAAGAGAGGAAUGUAACUGUAUGCUAGAUAUGGCUGAUAUUGUUCAAAGAAAUCAGAAGUAUUUGAAGAUGUUGUCUAUGGAUGCAGUUGGCUUGAUGCUUCGAACGACGCCCCAACCACCACCGCCAGCGCUCUAUCAAGCAACCUGCAAUCAGCCGAUUCCACUACCUCCAACUGCUCCUGAAUCUCUUGACUUCAUUAGUUGGCCGUACUACAGCGCCAUCUAUGGUUGGCAUGGUGACCUUUUGACCUUAGUAUUCAAAGAGGUCAAUCAUAUCACUGGGGUCAAGGUACUCGGUGGUGGUGCUCGGAGUAGAGACUAUCUUGAGAGAUUCGUCUUGUUGUAUGAGGAGGAGGAGACUAAGAUUCUGAGACCGAUCUUAUCACAUGAUGCCAUCACUCCAAUGAUCUUCCAAGGUAACACUGAUGCUGUUUCCAUCGUUGAGAUACCUCUACCCUAUGGAGGUGUUAAGACUAGGGUCUUGACUCUUCUUCCAAUCAUUUCUUCUGGAGAUGACUUCAAGCUGCGUCUACAACUCUUAAGCUGCCCAAAUGAUGGAGCGAGUCAAGAUGCUCAUCAGCCCUCAUCCAUCAAGCGAGACAAACUGAUUCCAUCAAUGUCUAUUCAAGUUGAAUCAGCAACACCUCCUUCAUCAAUACCAUCACCUCAAGACUCCCUUAAGACGUUUGGAACUCCCACUGGGACCGCGCCCAAUGGAGCGUUUAUUCCUGGUAGUGUGAUUGACUUUCCUUGCAGUCAGUGUAAUUGCACUGGUGGAUCUUUCAAGUGUGUUGAUGCAGCAUGCCCAUAUUUUGACACAUGGUCCCCAUGGACUGAGUGUACCUCAUCUUGCAACGGUGGAAGUCAAAAAAGAAGUAGAACAUGUCUUGGGGAGACGGGGGAGAAAGAUUGUGAUGGACCUGUCAAGGAGGAGAGGAGAUGUAAUAUGGAUCCUUGUCAAGUUGAUUGUCGCUGGUCCACCUGGUCAGCAUGGAGCACCUGUGGAGACACCUGUGACGUCGGUCAUCAGACACGCAAUCGUACUCUCCUCCUACCUGCUCUCUUUGGGGGGCGUCCCUGUCAAGGUCCUCACACUGAGAGACUAUUCUUUAAUACCCAAUCUUGUCAAACCUGCCUUCAAGGAAUGACACGGUCCCCAUGCAGUAAGAAAUGUCCAAGAGAAUGCCGAGAUAUUCAAGGUGGGUUUAAGUGUCUUCUGAAUGAGAGGGAGAAGUGCCAAGUUGGAUGCAGAUGUCCUGAAGGCUUGCUCCUACAGGAUGGGCAAUGUGUGGCGAUCAAAGAUUGCCGCUGUCUUCUUGAUCUGAGAAGCUUUGGCACACUACCCCCUACUAUUCCGAAAUCCAUCACUGAUCGAUUUAACAAUCACACUUUAUCGUACGGUCGCGACCUUGUUCCCAUGCAAGAGUUUCAGAGUGGUGAUGUGAUUUACAGACAGUGUAAUAAAUGCACCUGUGAAGGAGGCAGCUUCAAAUGCACCAAUCAAAUCUGCAGGAAAGACUGUGGAUGGAGCGAGUGGUCUGAUUGGUCAGAAUGCUCAGUGACCUGUGGGUCAGGGGUGAGAAGGUCACGACGGACUCCCAAUAAACCUGAGAAGGCAUAUGGAGGUGCUGAAUGUGAAGGGCCUAUUGAGAAGGAAGAGAAGUGUUACGCUGGAAAUUGCAAAUGUAAAACAAAUGAGAUAUUCAGCCGUACAGCCACAUCAUGCCGUCCAACAUGCCAAAAUAUGGGAACCAGUGAAGACAUAGAUACCAGCUACCAUCAUCCCUCUUGUGGCAAGCCACAUGAAGGUUGCAUUUGCAAAGCAGGAUAUUACCUGAAUAGCAAGGAGGAUUGCAUCUUACCUCAUCAGUGUGAAUGUAAGGAUGAAGAUGGGUUGCUAAGGAGACCAAAUGAACAAUGGAGACCAGAUACUUGUUCCGUCUGUAACUGUAGAAAUGGAGAAGUCAAAUGCAAGAAGGAAUGUAAAGUCACUUCGUGUCCAGAGAACUUUGAACUUAUAAUGGAGCCUGGAAAAUGCUGUCCUGUAUGCAGAGAACGAUAUGAACCUGUCAACACUUGCCAUCUUGAGCUAGUUACCCGAAACAUCAGCAACUCAGCCGGCUGUCGUGUCAAUAACAUCCAGAUCAAUGUCUGCAUCGGGUCUUGUACCCAACCCAAGGAGAUUCUCCUACAUCAUCCUGAGUUCUCAGUCUGUCAAUGUUGUCAGGGUGUCUUUAAGAAAGUCACUGGGAUGAGAGAAGUUGAAGACAGAGAUUUUGGGAUGAUAGAUCUAGUGUGUGAAGAUGGAAGUAUUGUUCAAGCUCCGAUUGCUAAAUAUUCCGGGUGUGCAUGCCAACAACCAUGUGACAAACCAUUUAUAAACAAUGUGUUGCCAUAACAACUGAGACUACAAUUGAUAUCAACAGUGGAAACGGAAAAUGGAAAUUUACAAUGGAAUACGGUGACGGGUUAUCUGUGGAAUUCUGUAACUAUUAUGCUAUUCUUUUAUUUGUUUAAGAAACGUUUCAACUAAUAGCUUGGCUUGCGCAGUUGUACUAACACAUAUUUCUUUAAGCACUUAUUAUUUAUAUCCUAUUUUGGAGUUUUCUUGCAAUGAUGCUGGUAGUGAAAGCUGGGUCUAUCCCAAGAAAAUAGUAAGACCCAAACAUUAUUUAUUUUCACUAUUUAAGAUCUCGGCAAAGACAUUAAACGUCAAAAAAGAUAGCAAAGGGAGUUUAUUGACGAAACGUGAUAUCUUUUAUUACUUUAGUUGUUUGAGAAAUAAUUAAACUAAUAUAGCUUGGCCCAGCUGUACUUGCACAUGUUUCUUGAGCACUUACAUUUAAACUAUUUGGGUUUUCUUGCAAUAAUGCUUGUGGUUGGACCUGCUCUGUGCCCCUCCCCCUUAAAAAAACAUUUAACCCCAAACUUAUUAUUUUCAACUCGACAACGACAUAAAACCUGUAACAAGAUACCAAUGGGAGUUUAUUGACAAAACAUGUUAUAUUUUCGAAGUAGAUCCCAAUUUAGUUCAAACUAUUUGAUCUCUAGAUAAAGGUAACCUCUCUGAAGAAAAUGCUAACUUAUUAUGUUAACAUUUUGUACUCAAGAAAUAAACGUGGAAUUCAAGGAUGAACACAACCAACAUUAAUCUUUGACAAAUUGUAGAUGGUUUGGCGCGUAAAAGAAAGUUGUGUUAUCAAUCAAGCAAUCAAUCAAUAUAUCAAUCAAUCAAUCAAUCGAUCAAUCAAUUAAUCAAUCAAUCAAUUAAUCAAUCAAUUAAUCAAUCAAUCAAUCAAUCAAUCAAUCAGAAAACAUUUAUAAAGCGUCCAAAUCAAUAGCUGAGAAGAAAAUUUCGUUUUAAUUUAAUUUACAAUGCCACUCAUGAUUGUUGUUAUAAAGUUCAAACACUCGGAAUAUCUGUAGCCAUUGCAGGAAAUCUCAUUUUAUUUUGAUUAUUUCAAUAAAAUAAA
Asterias rubens (European starfish) is the source of this 10506-nucleotide messenger RNA. Its product is annotated as SCO-spondin-like. Bases 210 to 9431 code for a protein of 3073 amino acids. The transcript has 51 exons. The record is from RefSeq and is a predicted model, not a curated record. Gene Ontology annotation, molecular function: protein binding. NCBI's taxonomy places the organism in Eukaryota, Metazoa, Echinodermata, Asteroidea, Forcipulatida, Asteriidae.